AUGUCCAACAAUAUUGAUACUAAUACAACUGCUAACUGGCAAUUUAUUCGAGCAGUUGAAGAAGCAUUUUUUUUACUUGAUCGUAAUCAUGAUCGUUUAGUUAAAGAAGAUGAUUUUUGUGCAAUCGCCAAAUCUGUCGGUAUAAACUUAGAUUCUAAUGAAGCAUUAAAAUUAAUUCGUACGACUAUUCGUGAACAAACAGAAGAUGAAGUAGAUGAAACAGAAUUAACAGUUGAUCAAUAUUCAACAUUAAUGCUUCGUUAUGUUGGUUCAUCAGAAUUAAAUGACGAAUUACGUCAAACAUUCGAUGUAUUUGAUCGAGAUCAUGAUGGAUUAAUAACACGAAAAGAUAUGGAUAAACUUCGAUCUGAAAGUUUAUUAUUUAAUCAACUAGAUGAUGAACAAUAUGAACUUAUGGUUAACGAAUUAUUAAUUCAAGGCAAUAAUAAUAAUAAUGGACUUGAUUUUAAUCAAUUUGUUAAUUUAAUGAUGCAUCAAUAG
Molecule: messenger RNA, 501 nt
Organism: Rotaria sp. Silwood1
Lineage: Eukaryota; Metazoa; Rotifera; Eurotatoria; Philodinida; Philodinidae
Source: the annotation of a GenBank genome assembly